AUGGAGUUUAAUAAGAGCCUAAUCGCUAUCAAAAUCUCUGAUUCCAUACUAGACUGGCUCCUAGUUAGGUUCUAUGGUCCACCAUACUACACUAAGAAGAAAAAGGCGUGGGGAAAUCUGUUGGCGCUUUUAGCAGCUCACCAAGGCCCUUGGGUAUGUGUGGGAGACUUCAAUUGCAUUCUGAAUGAAGAUGAACAAAUUGGGGGUUGUAAAGGUAGCUCCUCUACCACAAAUUACCUCAAGGAGCUGAUGUUCAAUCUCAAUUCUGUCGACCUUGGAUAUUCCGGGAAUAAGUUCACUUGGGCCAAAGGUAAAUGGGGUAAUGCAGUAAUUAAAAGAAGGCUUGAUAGAGGAGUGGCCAGCAUUUCCUGGAGGUUGGCUUACCCAAAAAUAACAGUUUCGCACCUCAGUGCAAUCAAUUCAAACCACGCCCCAAUUUUGUUGGAUACUUGCUUAGCUGAUAGUUUUGCUCACAGACCAUUCCGGUUUGAGGCAGUAUGGCUUAGAGAUGAAGGAUGUAAACCAGUGAUUGAAAGUACAUGGAACAAAGAAGUUCACAGGUUAGAUUUUGUUAAGUUGUAUAAAAAACAAGUUGCUACAAGGGAUGCGCUCCGCAAAUGGAACAAAGAGAUUAGACACCCAAGUCCAGUGAAUGAACUAGCAGAACAAUCCUUGCAAGCAGAGCUAUUCGAGUGGUUGAUUAGAAGUGAAAUCCUUUGGCGUCAAAAAUCAAGGGAAUUAUGGCUCAAGCUUGGAGAUAAGAAUUUCAAGUUCUUCCAUCUGUCCAUGAUCAUUUGCAGAAGGAACAACAACAUUGAUGCUAUCAAAAAAGAAGAUGGAACUUGGAUUCAUGACUCUAACCAAAUAAGAAAGCUAUUCAGGAACAAUUUUGUUGACCUAUUCAAAGAAGAUAUUGACUUCCCAGAGCACGUUGAACACCUCAUUCUCCCUUGUAUCACUGAAGAAGAGAAUGAAAUGCUAGAAAGAAUUCCAUCACCAGAGGAGAUUAAAGACACCCUGUUCCAGAUGUAG
Molecule: messenger RNA, 1032 nt
Organism: Quercus lobata
Lineage: Eukaryota; Viridiplantae; Streptophyta; Magnoliopsida; Fagales; Fagaceae
Exons: 2
Coding region: 1-1032 (343 amino acids)
Source: RefSeq, a predicted model, not a curated record